CAGGGGCUUGGCUGCAGCCCAGCCUUGGCACAGCCUCGCCUCUCCGCUUGAUUUUAUUUUUUUUUUUUUUUUUUCACUCCCCUCCUCCCUUCCACUUCAUUUCUUUCUUUCCCUCUCUUUCGCCUUUAAGUGGAGAAGCCUUGCCAGCUGGGCAGGCUGGGAGGGCAGGGACAGCCUGAGCAGGCAGCAGAUAGAGUUUGGAGGAGGAGAAGGAGGAAUUUCGGAGCCUUCCCUCGGGACGUGCGGCGCUCACUCGGCUGGAGGGACCCUGCUCAAGGACUCGGACACCAAGCCCAGGGCCCAGCAUGGCGUGCCCCACUCUCAGGACGUGUCUCUGCCUCCUCAUCCUCACUGGUCUGCUGGAGGUGACAUCUGGGGACCGCAGGCUGCACAUCGAACCCGGGGACACGGAGCUUGUCCUCAGCCUCCACAGCACCUUCUCCCUCCUGUGCUAUGGGGACAGAGAGCUGCUCUGGGAACGGGAGGGGCAGCCCCUCAGUGCCUCGCUGGAGCACAGGGACGGUGUGUUUGUCAGCAAUCUCACCCUCAGGAACGUGACAGGCCAUCACACCGGGGAGUACACCUGCACCUACAGCCCCGAGCAGGCUCCAGAGCCAGCAGAGAGGAGAGCCCUCUACAUCUAUGUUCCAGAUCCCUCCCUGGUUUUCCUCCCUGCAGUCACCUCUGAAGAGGUCUUCAUCUUCAUCACGGGCUACACAGAGGCUGUCAUCCCAUGCCGUGUGACCAACCCACAGAUGCAGGUCACCCUCUAUGAGAAGAAGGUGGAGAACCCCAUCCCAGCUACAUAUGAUCCACAACAGGGAUUUAAAGGCUUCUUUGAGGAUAAAACCUAUUUCUGCCGGACAUUUGUGGAUGACCAGGAGGUGGAUUCAGACACUUUCUAUGUCUACAGGAUCCAGGUGUCAUCUGUGAACGUGUCCAUCAGUGCAGUGCAGACCAUGGUGCGCCAGGGGGAAAACGUCACCGUCAUGUGCACCGUGAGCGGCAACGAGCUGGUCAACUUCAACUGGGACUAUCCCCGCAAGCAGGCAGGGAAGGCUGUGGAGCCAGUGACUGACUUUCUGCCUGGAUCCACUCAUGAGAUCCGCUCCAUCCUCAUCAUCCAGAAUGCAGAGCUGGAGGACAGUGGGACCUAUGUCUGCAAUGUCUCUGAGGGCUACCACGAGAAGACAGACCGCAAGGACAUCACUGUCCAAGUGAUCGAGCGUGGCUUUGUGCACUUCCACACCCACCUGCCCAGCACGGUGUAUGCUGAGGUCCACAAGAGCCACACUAUCCAGGUGGAAGUGGAAGCUUAUCCCCAACCCAGCAUUGUGUGGCUGAAGAACAACAAGACGCUGACCAUGGAGAGCAGCAGCGAGUUCACCAUCACCAGCAGGAACCUGUCAGAAACCAGGUACCAGACAGCUCUGGUGCUGGUGCGGGUGAAGCAGGAAGAAGGAGGAUUUUACACCAUUCGGGCUUCCAAUGAGGAUGAUGAGCAGGAGAUCUCCUUCCAUCUGCAGAUAAAUGUGCCAGCUAAAGUGGUGGAGCUCAAGGAGAACAGCAGUGCCAGCAGUGGGGAGCAGACUGUAACAUGCUCUGCUGAAGGCAUGCCCCAGCCAGAGAUCAGCUGGUCUACUUGCAGCGACAUCAAAUGGUGCAGCACCACGGGCCAGCCCACGCGGCUGCUGGGGAACGAGUCGGCCGAGCUGGGCGUGCAGACCAACGCCUCGUACCACGCCGAGCGGCAGCUCUACCGCGUCAACAGCACCCUGCAGCUGCACAGGGUGCACGAGCCCCUGCUCCUCAGGUGCACCGUGCACAACUUCCUGGGCACCAGCUCCCAGGACAUCACUUUGGUGCCACACGCCUUGCCGUUCAAGGUGGUCAUCAUUUCUGUCAUCCUGGCCCUGCUGGUCCUCACUGUGAUCUCUCUGAUCAUCCUGAUCGUGCUGUGGCAGAAGAAACCUCGUUAUGAAAUCCGCUGGAAGGUGAUUGAGUCGGUCAGCUCUGAUGGGCACGAGUACAUCUAUGUGGAUCCCAUGCAGCUCCCUUAUGACUCCACCUGGGAGGUGCCCAGGGACAAGCUGGUGUUAGGACGCACUCUUGGCUCUGGAGCCUUUGGUCGUGUGGUGGAGGCAACAGCCCAUGGCCUGAGCCAUUCCCGGUCCACCAUGAAGGUGGCAGUCAAAAUGCUCAAGUCCACAGCCCGCAGCAGUGAGAAGCAAGCCCUCAUGUCCGAGCUGAAGAUCAUGAGCCACCUGGGACCUCACCUCAACAUCGUCAACUUGCUGGGGGCCUGCACCAAAGGAGGACCCAUCUACAUCAUCACGGAGUACUGCCGCUACGGGGACCUGGUGGAUUACCUGCACCGCAACAAGCACACCUUCCUGCAGGCCUGCGGGGACAAGGCGCGGCGGGAGGCGGAGCUCUACGGGAACACCCCCAAGGAGGACCCUGUGCACAGCCACCUCUCCAUGUCUGUCGAGAGUGACGGGGGCUACAUGGACAUGAGCAAGGAUGACUCCCUGGACUAUGUGCCCAUGUCUGACAUGAAGGGUGAAGUCAAGUACGCUGACAUCGAGUCUUCUAACUAUGGCACCCCCUAUGAGCUGGACAGCUACUCCCCCUCAGCUCCUGAAAGGACAGACCGGGUGACACUGAUAAAUGAGUCUCCACUCCUCAGCUAUAUGGACUUGGUGGGCUUCAGCUUCCAGGUGGCCAAUGGGAUGGAGUUCCUGGCUUCCAAAAAUUGUGUGCACCGUGACCUGGCUGCCAGGAAUGUCCUCAUCUGUGAGGGGAAGCUGGUGAAGAUCUGUGACUUUGGCCUGGCGAGGGACAUCAUGAGGGAUUCCAACUAUAUCUCCAAAGGCAGUACCUUCCUGCCCCUUAAGUGGAUGGCUCCAGAGAGCAUCUUCAACAACCUCUACACUACCCUGAGUGAUGUGUGGUCUUUUGGGAUUCUUCUUUGGGAGAUAUUCACCCUAGGAGGGACUCCAUACCCUGAGCUGCCCAUGAAUGAACAGUUCUACAAUGCCAUCAAACGUGGCUAUCGGAUGUCCAAACCCACCCACGCCUCUGAUGAGAUCUACAGCAUCAUGCAGAAGUGCUGGGAGGAGAAGUUUGAGAUCAGGCCGUCCUUCUCACAGCUGGUGGUGCUUAUGGGAAACCUCCUGGUGGAUUGCUACAGGAAGAGGUACCAGCAGGUGGAUGAGGAGUUCAUGAAGAGCGACCACCCCGCGGUCGUGCGCACCAGGCCCGCGGUUCCCGUGCUGAACAACGCCCGCCUGGCUGCCAGCUCCCCCAGCAGCCACAUCCUGUACACAGCCGUGCACCAGCACGGGGGCGAGAACGACUACAUCAUCCCCCUUCCCGACCCCAAACCCGAGGGGACCCCUGACCUCCCCCAGGAGGCCUCCAUCAGCAGGGCCAGCUCUAUGCUGAACGAGGCCAACACAUCAUCUACAAUAUCCUGUGACAGCCCUCUGGGCCUCCAGCAGGACGAGGAGCAGGAAUCUGACCCACAGCCAGGCUGCCAGGAGCCAACCACAGCACACCAAGAGGUGGAGGAAAGUUUCCUGUAGUCAGAGCUGGGCUGACUUUGCAUCUCCUUAUGGAGAGGCCAGCUGAGGGGGCUGACCCAGAUGACACAGAGAGCCAUGCUUGUGCUUGUACAUCAGGACAUCCCCUCCUGUCCCAGCAUUCCUCCUUCCCUCCUGUCUCCCAGUGCUGGCUGGGGAAUUAAAGACUUCUCCCCGUUGUCAUCCCCUUCCCCCCUAAAAAGAGGUGGCUCAAUGCCAGACACCCUCUACAUCACUGCCACAUCCUCCUCAGUGACCAAACCACUGCAGGAGGGAGACAUCUCACAGACCAACACCUUUUCAAGUGGAAGACGUGGUUGGAUCUCCACGAGAGGCCACUUUGUGCAUUGCUAAGAUGACAUUCCAGCCUCUUCCUCCUCCAUGGCACAGAGUUUCGUCUCCUCUGCACCAGCACUUCUCUGAUGGUCUCAGCACCAGCCACACCGUGGUUCUGUGAAAUGCCACUGGGACAGAUCAUCCACCUGGAGCCCAUUGCUGGGCUGUAGAGAACCUGCAGCACCAACCUUCAGCUGCUGGAGGCCAGGAGCACAUUGGAUUCUCCUCCAAGCCUGAAGAGGCCAGCCAGUGUCUGGGAGGUACAGAAUUCCCAUUUUCCUCUCUUGGCAGUGCUUCCAUGGUGGAUGGAGCAUCACAAGCACUACAGGUGUUCACAGCUCUGGGGCACAGCUCUGCACCCACCUGGAGGCUGUCACACCCUUCUGUGCCCAAUGUGGCACCAGGAGCCCCAGGGACAUGCCAGGAGCUCCAAAUGCCCUCACAAUGACUUGGUUAUAAAGCAAAGAGGGCAGUCACUGUUGUUAGUGUUGUCUGUGUGGACACUAAGCUAAUUAUUCUCCAUUGAAGAUUUAAAGGGAACAAAUAUAUUAAUCCACUAGCCAGGGCCAGUAUAAGGAAGCAAUAUGGUUAUUCAUUAAUCUACUGCCACUACAGCCAGCUCAUCUGCUGGGAAAUCAUAUAACCACGCCAGCUGCAGAAUCCUUGUGCCUUAUCUUUGGGAAGCAAAGGCUCACCUUUGAUAAACUGUUCACCCAAACACCCCUUCUCAGGAUGGGAGGGCUCACCCUUCCCUCCUGAGUCACAGCAAGAUUAUGGGCAGCAAUAAGGAUACCAGAACACCAACCCAGGCAUAGCUCCAAAGAAGGAGAGGGAGAGAGGCUGGGAAGCUCCUUGGUCACAGCUGAACUGUAUCUCACACCCUGGCACCUUCUGGGGUCAGUCAGAGCCACUUGCAGCCUGCCAGGGCUGUGAAAUGUCACAGAGAACCAAGCAAGGCAAGAGGAAUUGGGGAGGAUUCCCCUCUCUUGGAGAGUGUUUUGAAAACUAAAUGGGCCCAGACCUUCUCCCUGCUUCUGCCCUCCUUCCCCACUUCUCAGCAAUGGGUCAGGGGCUUCUUGUGCUCUCAGUUGGCACUGAAUGAGCAGACCCAAAGCAGGAGGAACACCAGGCUUUGGAAAUCGGUUGUGAGCCCCACCUCUGCAGAGAUGAAAGCUGGACCCCCCAAACCACAGCUCUGACACCACAGAAGACAGAAGGUUUUUCUCUGAAAUGAGUUUCACUUCACACAGAGCUCUGGUUCACUGCAUGUCCCCUGCUCCCAUUAACUCUUCCUUGCCCUACUCAUGCACAUCUCUCUGUGCAUCCUACAGGAACUGCACAGGCAGGUUCACAAAAUCAGAAAUUCAGUCAGCAUCUUGCUGGGCUUCUGCCACCUCAGAGUCACUGAGAAUUUAAUUUUCUUUUCAAAAUAUGGAACUUCUGUCAGAAAUCCCCAGUAGAACAGCUUCUGUUUAAAGUUUUCUACCAUUCCGGUUCUGCCAUUUAUGCAGCUAAAGGAGGAGUAGGUGUUUUGUGGGCUGAUGUCCUUGGUAAAAUGUGAACAUAAGAAAUAGCACUUUUAUUGGCAGCCAGCAGAGGAUAUUUUCAGCCUAUGUGGUCAGAUUCCCCACCAUCCAUAGGAAACAUACUGUGAAUGACAACUGUUUUUCCAUCCUCUGUUCUUCCUGCUUGUAAUGAAGGAGCCAUCUCCUAUGGCCACAGUUCAUUAAAUAAUCCUCACUGCAGAGGAGCAGUAAUUUAUGAGAUCCUUUGGGUCAGAUCACUUGAUUUUUUAUUUUUUAUUUUUUUUUGACAUGUAAGGUGCUUGGUAGGAUCUGUGUUACUGCAACUUGAGCCCAGAGGAUGGCACAUCAGAUUAUCCUAAUAGCCCCUGUGUGCACCAGCUCCAUUUUAAAUUCACCCUUCUCUACCAAAGGUGACCAGAAGUACCCAAUACUCCAGGUGAGGUCAAACCUAGACCUCACACAGGGCAUUAACAGUUCUGGUCUGUGCUGGUCUCAGCUUGCCUGGUGUAGCUUUGGAUAAUUUUGGCUUUUUCCCAGCCACAACAUACUGAGAGCUUGGAGUCAUCCUCUGACCCAUCUAGGCACCUACGUCUUUCUACACUUGCAGCAUUUCUAACCAAGCUACUCCCUGAUGUUCCAGACAUCAGGUCAUCAGCAAAUUUUGUUAACAAACUGUUAUUUUUGGGCUGGACUGACUAAUAAAAAUAUUAGAUACUUCUAGCAACCAGAACAGUCUGAGAGAGCUACUUUUACUACCUACCUUCAGCCCAAAGAUUUCCCCGUCUACUAACACCUUCUCACUUUCCCUUUGGCAUUUC
Melospiza georgiana is the source of this 6264-nucleotide messenger RNA. It is a transcript of the gene PDGFRB, whose product is annotated as platelet derived growth factor receptor beta. Gene Ontology annotation, cellular component: signaling receptor complex. The transcript has 23 exons. The record is from RefSeq and is a predicted model, not a curated record. Bases 306 to 3587 code for a protein of 1093 amino acids. Gene Ontology annotation, biological process: multicellular organism development; cell surface receptor protein tyrosine kinase signaling pathway; protein phosphorylation. Gene Ontology annotation, molecular function: platelet-derived growth factor beta-receptor activity; platelet-derived growth factor binding; ATP binding. NCBI's taxonomy places the organism in Eukaryota, Metazoa, Chordata, Aves, Passeriformes, Passerellidae.